GAGCGCUGGACGGGGACCGCUGUGUGCUGCUCUGCACGUGGUGCGCCUGCCCGGCUCUUUGGCUUCUCCCUGCUCAGUUCGGUCCGAUCUGCGGGGCCGCAGCCUGCGGAGAUGCCGAAGACCAAGGCAGGGGCGAGCGUCCGACGUCACGAGCGACAGGAACAGCGCCGGGAGCUGCAGAGCAAGAGCGGCGGAGGACUUAUGUUCAACACCGGGCUUGGGCAGCACAUUUUGAAAAAUCCUCUCAUUGUUAACAGCAUCAUCGAUAAGGCUGCCUUAAGACCAACUGAUGUGGUCCUAGAAGUUGGACCUGGAACUGGCAAUAUGACUGUAAAGUUACUCGAAAAGGCAAAAAAGGUAAUUGCCUGUGAACUUGACCCAAGGCUUGUAGCUGAACUUCACAAAAGAGUUCAGGGCACACCUCAGGCCAGCAAACUUCAAGUAAUGGUGGGUGAUGUAUUGAAAGCAGAUUUGCCAUUCUUUGAUGCUUGUGUAGCAAACUUGCCUUAUCAGAUCUCUUCUCCUUUUAUCUUCAAACUCUUACUACACCGACCAUUUUUCAGAUGUGCUAUACUUAUGUUUCAAAGAGAAUUUGCUCUCCGACUGGUUGCAAAACCUGGAGACAAGUUAUAUUGCAGACUCUCAAUUAAUACACAGCUGUUAGCUCGUGUAGACCAUCUAAUGAAAGUUGGAAAGAAUAACUUCAGACCUCCCCCGAAGGUGGAAUCCAGUGUUAUAAGACUAGAACCUAAGAAUCCACCACCACCCAUCAAUUUUCAGGAAUGGGAUGGCCUUGUUAGGAUCACCUUUGUUCGGAAGAACAAGACCCUGUCUGCAGCGUUUAAGUCAAAUGCAGUACAACAGCUAUUGGAAAAAAACUACAGAAUUCACUGUUCGAUCCAGAAUACUAUAAUACCAGAAGAUUUCAGCAUAGCAGAUAAAAUACAGCAAAUCCUAACCAGCACAGGUUUCAGUGACAAGCGGGCCCGGUCCAUGGACAUAGAUGACUUCAUUAGACUGCUACACGGAUUUAAUGCAGAAGGUAUCCAUUUUUCUUAAGUAUCUGGAAACAAUCAAGUUCAAGAAACUGGAAUUAUCUAUGUUGGGGACCACACCUAGGGUGCUCAACGAACAUAAUGGUUCAAGGGAUCAAACCCAAACCUGGAUACAAAGCAUGAGUUCUAACUCUUGAGUCUGGAAUUCUGUAUUUUUAGUAAUGUGAGUAAAAUAGCCUGUUGCUUCUCUAAGAAACUAUGUGCUUAACUAUUCUUGAUUAAAUACUAUUGAUCUGAAAUUGUAAGGAAGUAAUUCUAAAUGCCCAAUUCUUUUUCAUUUAAUUUUUGUAACACAGUACAGGGUCAUCUAUACACAACAAUCUUCAAUGUUCAAGAGCCACAGACAUGCACAAGUUAUGUAUUUUAUCAAUAUAAAUCUAAUUAUAUAAAGAU
This is a messenger RNA of Suncus etruscus (white-toothed pygmy shrew), 1448 nucleotides long. RefSeq names its product DIM1 rRNA methyltransferase and ribosome maturation factor (gene DIMT1). Gene Ontology annotation, molecular function: rRNA (adenine-N6,N6-)-dimethyltransferase activity. Gene Ontology annotation, biological process: rRNA methylation. The record is from RefSeq and is a predicted model, not a curated record. The transcript has 12 exons. Lineage: Eukaryota; Metazoa; Chordata; Mammalia; Eulipotyphla; Soricidae. The coding region runs from base 112 to 1059 and encodes 315 amino acids. Gene Ontology annotation, cellular component: mitochondrial matrix.